This is a messenger RNA of Balaenoptera musculus (blue whale), 1311 nucleotides long. RefSeq names its product PRAME family member 8-like. The record is from RefSeq and is a predicted model, not a curated record. NCBI's taxonomy places the organism in Eukaryota, Metazoa, Chordata, Mammalia, Artiodactyla, Balaenopteridae. The coding region runs from base 1 to 1311 and encodes 436 amino acids. The transcript is spliced from 3 exons. Gene Ontology annotation, biological process: negative regulation of apoptotic process; positive regulation of cell population proliferation; negative regulation of DNA-templated transcription. Gene Ontology annotation, cellular component: cytoplasm.
AUGGAGGCUUUCCAUGGGAGAUGCAUCGAGACCCUGAAGGCCAUGGUGCAAGCCUGGCCCUUUGUCCACCUGCCUCUGGGGGACCUGAUAGACAUGCCUCAUGUGGGGCCCUUACAAGCAGUGCUGGAAGCACUUGAUGUCCUGUUUGCCCAGAAGGUUCAAUCCAGGAGGUGCAAACUGCGGGUGCUAGAUCUACGUGAUACUGGCCAGAACUUCUGGAGCAUGUGGUCUGGAGCCAGCACUCACGGGUGCUCAAGCUCACGAAUGGCACAAGUGGCUGAACACAGAUCAAUGACAAAGCAGCCCUCGGCCCCGUUUAAAGUUUUCAUAGACCUUUGUCUGAAGAAAAGUACCCUGGAUAACUUCCUCACCUACCUCCUCAGGUGGGUGGAGCAGAGAAAAGUUUUCAUACACCUGUGCUGUAAGAAGCUGAAGAUCUUUUCAACGCCCAUGGAAAAUAUUAUGAAGGUCCUGAGUAUGGUGCGACUGGACUGUAUCCAGGAAGUGGAAGUGAAUGGCGUUUGGCAUCUGUCCACUCUGGCUAUGUUUGCUUCUUUCUUCGGUGAGAUGAGUAAUGUGCAGAGACUCUUUCUCUCCCACAUCCACCUGUCUGCCUUCGAGAAGCAGGAACAGCGUCAUGUCCAAAUUACCUCUCAGUUCCUCAGGCUGCUCCACCGCCGAGACCUCCAACUGGAAUCUCCCUCCUUCCUUGAAGGCUGCCUGGACCAGAUGCUCAGGUGCCUGAUGACCACCUUGGACAACCUCUCAAUUACUAACUUCCAGCUUACAGAAUCAGACUGGAUCCAUCUGUCCCAGUGCCCGAAUAUCAGUCAGCUAAAAGGCCUGGAUCUGAGUGGUGUCAGGCUGACCGACUUUAGUCCUGAGCUCCUCCACAUUCUGCUGGAGAAAGUUGCAGACACUCUCCAGGAACCGGACUUAAGUCAGUGUGGAAUCAUGGACUCCCAACUUGAGGCCAUCCUGCCUGCCCUGAGCAGCUGCUCCCAGCUCAGGUCCUUCAGCCUGUGUGGGAACCUCCUUUCCAUGGCCGUCAUGGAGAAGAUGCUGCGACACACCGUUGGACUGCCCUGUUUAAGUCAAGAGCUGUAUCCUGCUCCUCAGGAAAGUUACUGCCCUCAGGGUGUUCCCCUGGAAGGGAGACUUGCCCAGCUUCAGGCUGAGCUGUUUGAGAUUCUGAGAGACUUAGGAUGGCCCAAGACCAUCUGGCUUAGCCUCAGCCCCUGUCCUCACUAUGGUGAUGACAUAUGCAGUCACAUCGAGCCUGUUAUAUACUGCUGUAAUACUCAUGUCUAG